Bombina bombina (fire-bellied toad) is the source of this 1856-nucleotide messenger RNA. It is a transcript of the gene CCNA1, whose product is annotated as cyclin A1. Gene Ontology annotation, molecular function: cyclin-dependent protein serine/threonine kinase regulator activity. Bases 184 to 1434 code for a protein of 416 amino acids. The record is from RefSeq and is a predicted model, not a curated record. The transcript is spliced from 9 exons. Gene Ontology annotation, cellular component: cyclin A2-CDK2 complex; nucleus; cytoplasm. Gene Ontology annotation, biological process: regulation of cyclin-dependent protein serine/threonine kinase activity; mitotic cell cycle phase transition. NCBI's taxonomy places the organism in Eukaryota, Metazoa, Chordata, Amphibia, Anura, Bombinatoridae.
GUCCUCCCCAUUGCACCUGAGCGCAAUCACUACGCCUUGCACACACCGGAGCCAAAUUAUCCCAAUCAGCCCCUCCCUAUAAAACCCGGAGCUGCCACUGUCUGGGAAGGAGCGUGGUGUACUUGAUUUACUUCCAGCGGUGGUCUUUGGUUCAGCGUUAGUAUCAGUUACGGUUUAGUGAAGAUGCAUCACAGUGGUGUAACAAACAAUUACUUUGCAAAAUCUACAAUGGGGCUUUGUAAAGACUACCACCAAAAUCCAUUUUCUACGACAAAAGGAGAUGCCUUCAUUCAGUCUAAUCUGCUGCCUCAAAGACCUCCCCAAAGAACUGUUCUGGGAGUAAUCAGUGACAAUGAACAAAUCAGGAAACCAUAUGGCCAAGGUGCAGUUCCAAAAUUCCUUAAUGGUAUUGAAAAUGCAUUACCUGCAAAUGUGGCUACCAAGCAAUGCUUCGCAAUAUAUAUUGAUGAGCCACAGAAACUUCAGGAAAGGUGCGCGCUUGAAAUAGAGUAUCCAUGUCUGGAAGAAGCUGAAGAGAACCUUGCAAAGCAAAACUUCCACUUGCUGCUUGAGAUCAGUGCAGCGUCUCCCAUGUUGGUCGAUGCCUCUUUACAGUCUGCUGAAGAUCAAUCUGGAAGUGAUCCAGACUCAAUAGCAUUGUCUGAAUACAUUGAAGACAUUCAUCUAUAUCUACGCCAAGCUGAGGUUAAACACAGACCAAAGCCAUACUACAUGAGGAAGCAGCCAGACGUCACACCUGCGAUGCGUACCAUCUUGAUUGACUGGCUUGUGGAAGUUGGCAUUGAGUACAAACUGCGUACAGAGACCCUAUUCCUGGCUGUGAACUACUUGGACAGAUUUCUGUCGUGCAUGUCUGUCCUGCGUGGGAAGCUGCAGCUUGUUGGCACAGCAGCUAUUCUCUUGGCAUCGAAAUAUGAAGAGGUCUUCCCUCCUGAGGUGGAUGAUCUUGUGUACAUAACAGAUGAUACCUACACAAAGAAGCAGCUUCUGCGAAUGGAACACUUGCUGCUAAAAGUACUGGCUUUUGAUUUGACUGUACCUACUGUAAACCAGUUCCUUCUGCAAUAUUUCCACAGACAGGCAGUCUGCACCAAAACUGAGUACUUUGCAAUGUAUCUAGCAGAACUGACUCUACUUGAUGUUGAUCCUUUUUUGCAAUAUCUCCCUUCAAUAACUGCUGCUGCAGCAUACUGCCUUGCCAAUUACACAAUCAACAAAGUCUUCUGGCCUGAAUCCCUCUCUGCAUUCACUGGAUACUCACUAAGUGGAAUAGUACCGUGCUUGAGUGAUCUACACAGGGCCUGUGCCAAUGCCCCUCAUCAAGCACAGCAGGCAAUCAGAGAUAAAUACAAGGCCUCAAAAUAUAUGCAGGUUUCUCUCCUGGAACCACCAGCAUCACUUCCUCUUAAAUGAAGACUGAGUUUACAAGGAACAUGCACAGCACUUCAAGAUCAAUAGAGUUGGUCUCCAAUUCUAGACACUGCAGGACAAGUGUCUAGUUUAAUUUUAUUUCUUUUAUUUAUAUAUGCAUACAAUUUUUAUGAUUUUUAUCUAAGAAUUUAGAACUAAAUGGCUAUCACUGACUACCAAAUUCAGAUGGUGGUCCCUAGAUUAGGUGUAAAUAUAGGACCACAAAGCUGUGAAAGGUAAAUACACUGCAAACACUUGUCUUAUAACUACUCAGGACAAUUUGCCUGUCACAUUGGUUUCAGCAGUUAGUCUUCAAGAAAGCUGCUGUCAGUGUAACUCUUAACAAACUUUUUAUAUAAAAUGUACCUGAAAGCUUUUUUAUCUUUGUGGCAUAAUGAUUUUAAUAAAAAUGUGAAUUCAUAAAA